AGGAUUUGUAUUGAUUCGUAUCCAUCUCAGCGCUUCUGACAAGUCGAUCAAUUCGUCGCGAGUGUCGACGGAGACGGCCAUGAGCGGAGGUAGUCGACGGACGGCCCGCAAUCGGGGGCGGCCGCCGACUAUAGAUGCCAGUGACGGAAAAUCCCACCGCGACUCCCGCCCUGUGGAUGCGGUGAGAAAGGUUCGGAGCCGCGAUCAUGGCCCCAUCCGUCUUAUGGACGUCAGCCUCAAGACCCUUCUAUGGUUAGGGUUUGGGUUCCUGGCUUUCAUUUCUGUAUUUUUGUUGAUUUAUAAUCAUCAUUGGGAAUCUUGGCACGAGUCUCCGGCUUUGAUGAGGUUGAGGAGGGUUGUCACCCCUUUGCAGGCCUCUAAGAUGAUGGAUCUUGCCCAGUUUCAAGGAGAGCAUAAGGAAAGCCUGUACUGGGGCACAUACCGGCCCCAUGUCUAUUUCGGAAUACGAGCAAGAACUCCACAGUCACUAAUUGCUGGACUAAUGUGGAUAAGCAUGCGAAAUGGUCAGUACUUUCUUCGCCAUGUUUGCCAAGAUUCUGAUGAUCUAAGCACAUAUGGAUGGAAAGAUCACAAUGGUAGGAGCUAUGGUCGUCAAUUAAUCGUCGAUCAUGGAUUAUCAUUCACAACUAGUUUCUUAAAGGAGAAGAAGGAAGGAAGUGGCUUUGGAGGUGACUGGGCUGUCAGAUUGGAUCUACAGAAUGCAAAAUCAAUUGUACAUGAGGGCAAUGAAGAGACUACACAUCUUUUCUUUUAUAUUGCUGAUGAGGAAGGAAAUUCUUUAAAUGUAAAGAAGCAGCUAUUUGAAACACGUGAUGCCACCCUACUGGCAUUUGGAACACGCAAUGAUAUUGGAGGUUGGGAACUACAUUUAGAUUCCCAGAGACAUGUGGAUACUCAUUUUUCUGGGUUCAGAACCCAUCAUAUGCACAAUUUGACAGAACUCGUUCAGGGUACUCUCGCAUUUCAAGCAAGAAGAACUGGGGAACUUCAGCUAUCUGACACAAUUGAAGAAUCUUCAAAUGUAGUUGUUAUUCAGAUUUCAACUGUUCUUCCUGCAAAACUAGAUAUUGCUUUUGUAUCUGGAACUAAUAUGAAAGGCUCUUUGGUAGAUCAACGUCUCCACAGUCUUACAGGAGAAAUAUUGUCUACUCGUCUAGAUGAGAAGCAAAAGGAAUUUGAAGACAAGUAUCUUAGAUAUUUUAAACUGAAGGAUAAGGUUGAUUCUGAACUGAUGGCUGUUGGUAGGGCAGCCUUAGGAAAUCUGCUUGGAGGAAUUGGCUACUUCUAUGGUCAGUCAAAGAUUGCCUUACCAGAAGGUUACACUCAAAAGAAUGGGGAUAAGUUUAUUUCUUAUUGGCCAGCUGCACUUUUUACAGCUGUUCCUAGUAGAUCAUUCUUUCCAAGAGGUUUUCUUUGGGAUGAAGGCUUCCAUCAAAUGAUCAUCGGGCGUUGGGAUGCUGAUUUAUCCAUGGACAUCAUUGGGCAUUGGUUGGAUCUCAUUAAUGCUGAUGGAUGGAUUCCUCGUGAGCAGAUUUUAGGUGCUGAAGCGUUGAGUAAAGUACCUGAGGAAUUUGUUCUUCAAUAUUCAACAAAUGGGAAUCCACCAACUUUAUUUCUUGUUAUAAGAGACUUACUAAAUGGCAUACGGUCAAGUAAAUUUUCACCUCAGGAAACCGAUGAGAUCACUGAUUUCCUCAAGAGAGCCUAUGUCCGCUUGAAUGCAUGGUUCCAAUGGUUCAAUAGUACACAAUCUGGUGAGUUUUUAUUUUGAGUAAACUGUAACUAA
Molecule: messenger RNA, 1807 nt
Organism: Zingiber officinale
Lineage: Eukaryota; Viridiplantae; Streptophyta; Magnoliopsida; Zingiberales; Zingiberaceae
Product: mannosyl-oligosaccharide glucosidase GCS1-like
Exons: 13
Coding region: 80-1792 (570 amino acids)
Biological process (GO): oligosaccharide metabolic process; protein N-linked glycosylation
Cellular component (GO): endoplasmic reticulum membrane
Molecular function (GO): Glc3Man9GlcNAc2 oligosaccharide glucosidase activity
Source: RefSeq, a predicted model, not a curated record